Molecule: messenger RNA, 620 nt
Organism: Prorocentrum cordatum
Lineage: Eukaryota; Dinophyceae; Prorocentrales; Prorocentraceae
Source: the annotation of a GenBank genome assembly
GUCCUCGUCCACCCCGUCCACGGCCUGAAGAUCUGCGAUUUCGGGCUCUCGCGCAUCUUCUCCCCCUCCAGCAAGGCGUACACCCCGGAGGUCGUGACGCUGUGGUACCGAGGGCCGGAGCUGCUCCUGGGGCAGCCCACGUACAGCUCAGAGGUGGACAUCUGGUCCGCCGGGUGCAUUCUCGCCGAGAUGGCCACCGGCGAUCCGACUUUCCCAGGAGACUCCGAGAUAGGCACCAUCUUCAAGAUCAUGCAGCUGCUGGGCUCCCCUACGGAGGCGACCUGGCCCGGCUUUGAGCAGGCCACGCCGCUCUGGAAGGCGUCCUUCCCCAGGUGGCCGCCCACCGGUCUCGCGUCCCUCUACGAGAGGCGCCCCGAGCUCGGCUCGGCUGGGAUGGACCUCCUCCGCGGCAUGCUCGCCAUGAACCCUGCCUCGCGCCUGACCUCCCGGCGGGCCAAGGCGCGCGCUCUCGGCCUCGCCGCGCAGCACGGUGCCGCGUAGAGCCGCCGCGAGGGGGAGGGGGGCAGCCCCGAGAGUUUCCCGCCGGGACUGCGGCACGGCCCUGAGCUGCGCGCGCUGUCAUGCUCGGGGGGACGUCCCCAGACCCCCUCGAGUAAUGA